Molecule: messenger RNA, 582 nt
Organism: Echinococcus granulosus
Lineage: Eukaryota; Metazoa; Platyhelminthes; Cestoda; Cyclophyllidea; Taeniidae
Product: RNA-binding protein 8A
Exons: 4
Coding region: 1-582 (193 amino acids)
Biological process (GO): RNA splicing
Cellular component (GO): exon-exon junction complex; nucleus; cytoplasm
Molecular function (GO): mRNA binding
Source: RefSeq, a predicted model, not a curated record
AUGGCGGAUGUCGUCGAAAUUCAUGGUGGGAAUGACUUCGAGGAUGAUACGGAGGGUGAUCAUGGAAUCAUGCGCCUAAAGGAGCAGGCGACCAAACGCAAGGGUCGUGGUUUUCGAGGAGAGGUUGUCACACGUGCUCAGGAGGAAGAAUUCGAGUCUCUUAAAACGGACGAUAAUGCCUCUGCAACUGGUCCUCAACGCUCUAUCGAGGGUUGGAUCGUGUUUGUGCGCAACGUUCACGAAGAGGCUACAGACGAAGACAUCCGAGACAAGUUCUGUGAGUACGGAGAAAUCAAGAACAUCCAUCUUAAUCUCGAUCGACGUACCGGUUUCCUUAAGGGUUAUGCACUAGUUGAGUAUGAGACUUUUAAAGACGCCAAUGCAGCCCUCCAGGCCUUGAAUGGUAGUGAGUUGCAUGGGCAGAAGAUCUUGGUCGAUUGGGCCUUCGUGAAGGGCAGUAGCCGCGGCAGCGGUAGCAGUCGAAGACCUGGUCAUCGGCACGGAGGUGGUGGCAAUCAGCGCCGUAUUAGCCGCUCCCGAAGCCGCAGCCAUUCGAGGUCUCGGGAUAGAGCCCGUAACUGA